Messenger RNA from Suhomyces tanzawaensis NRRL Y-17324, 1311 nucleotides. Its product is annotated as FAD/NAD(P)-binding domain-containing protein. The transcript has a single exon. Gene Ontology annotation, cellular component: cytoplasm. Gene Ontology annotation, molecular function: flavin adenine dinucleotide binding; electron-transferring-flavoprotein dehydrogenase activity. The record is from RefSeq and is a predicted model, not a curated record. Lineage: Eukaryota; Fungi; Ascomycota; Pichiomycetes; Serinales; Debaryomycetaceae. Bases 1 to 1311 code for a protein of 436 amino acids.
AUGCCCCUCUCGAUCGCAUCUGUUCUUCCCGACUCCACCACCCGCACGGCCACCUCGUUCACCACCAAUGUGCUCGUGGUGGGUGGAGCGUACGCAGGGCUUGCUGCCGUCAAGAGCUUGAAAAAGCACUUCCUCGAGCGUUCUUCCGACCCGUUGUACUCGACUGCGUUGGCCAGCAAGAGCCCCAAGAUCUCCAUCACCUUGGUGGAGCCGCGUUCCGGUUUCUUGAACAUCAUUGGCAUCCCCAAAGCGUUCGUGGACACCGAGUUCGCCAACACCCAGUACGUGCCGUUAGACCAGCUCCACCAGCUCACGUUCGACCGUAUCGUGUCGAACGACGGGCCUACAGCCGACUCAUUGGCCAAGGUCCACGCAGCCAGUCCCUCCUCCAACAAGGACGCUGGCAUAGAGCUCACCUACGUCCACGGACGAGUCACCGAGCUCGGCACCAAUUCGGCUACUUACGCCUUGAACCAAUCCCAGGAAACCGCCACCAUCGCCUUCGACUACGUGAUCUUGGCCUCGGGCAGAAACAGAUCCUGGCCAACCACUCCAGAAGCAUACACCUCCCAGUUCUACCUCGACGAAAUGCGAGCAUUCAAAGAAAAGGUGGCCUCGCACCAUACGGUGUCCAUCAUUGGCGCAGGAGCCGUGGGGAUCGAGGUUGCAGGCGACAUCAAGUUGCAAUUUCCCGAGAAAACCGUCAACUUGAUCCACCCCCAUGCCUCGUUUCCUCCAGAGCCGUUGUGCGAUGAAUUCAAGAAAACCGUCCAUGAGUCGUUGCAGAGGGCAGGAGUCAAUAUCCUCACUAAUACCAGAAUUGCGCGAGAAUUGCCCAACGGCGACUUGGAAACCACCUCUGGUGAGGUGGUUCCAUCCUCGUUGAACCAAUGGUGUAAUUCUCACAGGAAUAACACCCAAAUACUCACCAGUGAAUUGCGCACGGAAUUCGUUACUGCUUCUAAUAAUAUCUUGGUCAACGACUACCUCCAGUUGACCAGCACCAACUCCCAGCACACUCACUUCUUUGUCAUCGGAGACUUGGUAGAGUUGCCCAUCAUCAAGAGCGCAGGCUGGGCCAUGUACAUGGGCAGACAAGCCGCUAACAACAUCACCAGCUUGAUCUUGGAUGACAAGUUGGUGGAGCCCAUGCCAGAUCUCACCCAGAUGCCUCGAGGAAUGGUUUUGGUGGCAGGAAACGGCGAGAUCGUGUCUGAGUUGAGCGGGUCUGUGGAGCUCAACCAUGAGGGCUACGUUAAUGAGUAUAAAGAUUAUUGUAUUGGCAAGGUCAGAGUGACCUUGGACCUUUAG